CAAAGUUCUAUACAUGACAGCUAAAAUGUUUCUCUUUUCGUAAGGUAAUACACCUUUCUAGAGGUGUAGCAAUGCCUGCUGUUGAAUUUAUUGCCGGCUGGAUUUCAGGAGCUCUUGGUCUUGUGAUUGGACACCCUAUAGACACGGUUAAGGUACGUCUGCAGACACAGUCCAGAUACCAUGGAAUUCUGGACUGUAUCCUUAAAACAUACAGGAAGGAAACGAUUUUUGGCUUUUUUAAAGGUAUGAGUUUCCCUGUGGUCACUGUGGCAGUUAGCAAUUCUUUAAUGUUUGGAUCAUAUAGCAACGCAUUGCUCUAUAUAAGUGGCACAAAUUAUAAAGAUUGGAAAAAUCCACCUGAGAAUCUCCAUAUUACCGUUGCUGGAUGUUUUGCAGGGAUUGUGCAAGUUUUUUUCACAGCUCCGGUUGACCUAAUCAAGGUUAGACUGCAGAAUCAGACUGAAUCAUUUAAAAGCAACAUGAAACCAGCCUAUGUGAAUACUCUGUACAAAGGGCCAGCUCAUUGUGCCGCAAGAAUCUUUAAUGAAGAAGGCAUUAGCGGUCUCUAUAGAGGAUCAGUUGCUUUGGCUUUAAGGGAUGUGCCAAGUGUUGGCCUGUAUUUCCUCACCUAUGAAGUUCUUUGUAAGUGGAUGACCAAUGAUGAGGAAGUUCCAGGUGUAUGGGGCAUGCUUGUUGCUGGUGGCUGCGCUGGGACUGUGGGAUGGGCUGCUGCAAACCCAAUGGAUGUAAUUAAAUCACGUCUACAGAUGGAUGGGAUCCAAGGUGUUAAAUAUCGAGGACUAUUGGACUGUUUGAUAAAGAGUUUUCAACAAGAAGGAGCAAGAGUCCUAUUGAAAGGGUUGACAAUUAACAGCAUCAGAGCAUUCCCUGUGAAUGCAGUGACUUUUGUAAGCUAUGAAAUGUUGCUACAGGCCUUCAAAUGAACAUCCAGCUUUCACUGCACAGUUAAGAAGACAUAGCAAUCUUAAGGUAUAUCCAGUGGCGUAACUAUAGAGGUCGCAACUGGGAAGGAGACUGCCUCUCUAGGGGCCCAGUUGACCCCACUUGUUCCUGUCUCUUUGUGCUGGAUCAAAAUUGCUCAGAAAGGGCCCUUCUGAUCUGGAACAAUUUUGAAACGUGAAUGUUCCAAUUUUGGAACAUAAAUGUCUGUAUAAGUGUAUGUGAGAAUUAAUGUCUUAUGUGUUAAA
Messenger RNA from Spea bombifrons (plains spadefoot toad), 1208 nucleotides. It is a transcript of the gene SLC25A45, whose product is annotated as solute carrier family 25 member 45. Gene Ontology annotation, biological process: transmembrane transport. The record is from RefSeq and is a predicted model, not a curated record. Lineage: Eukaryota; Metazoa; Chordata; Amphibia; Anura; Pelobatidae. Gene Ontology annotation, molecular function: transmembrane transporter activity. Gene Ontology annotation, cellular component: mitochondrion. Bases 72 to 944 code for a protein of 290 amino acids. The transcript has 6 exons.